AUGGCUGCCGGUUUUGAGGUUCUGGAGGAACAACUUAUCAACGACUGGAAAACGGUUCUUUCUGAAGGCGUCACCACCAAAACUAUUCGUGCAUUUUAUCCAGUUGCUGAUCUUUUGGAGGAAGAAAUAAAUGCUCUUGUUGAUGCAAGUUCGAGUAAUUCACGUGUUGUAUUACUCGAUUUUCCAGCACCUUCAAAACCGUUUAGGCAGAGGCACAAAUGGUCGUCUUCUUGGACGUAUAUGGCAGAUGGAAUUCUAUCGUGCCUCAAUGCAAAUUUUAUUUACGCUUCUGUAGAUGCUGGAGCAUGCUAUGGAUCAAAGGGUUACAUAGAUUUUUAUGUAGAUGAUAAGAAAAAAUGGGCUAUUGAAUUGUUACGAGAUGGAGAUAGAUUGCUAGAACAUCAAUAA
Messenger RNA from Funneliformis caledonium, 408 nucleotides. NCBI's taxonomy places the organism in Eukaryota, Fungi, Glomeromycota, Glomeromycetes, Glomerales, Glomeraceae. The record is from the annotation of a GenBank genome assembly.